ACACACACACUAUAUUGCCAACAGUAUUGGGACUCCCCUCCAAAUCAUUGGAUUCAGGUGUUCCAAUCACCUCCAUGGCCACAGGUGUAUAAAAUCAAGCACCUAGACAUGCAGACUGCUUCUACAAACAUUUGUGAAAGAAUGGGUCGCUCUCAGGCGCUCAGUGAAUUCAGUGGUUCUGUGAUAGGUUUCCACCUGUGCAAUAAGUCCAUCCAUGAAAUUUCCCUGCUACUAAAUAUUCCACGGUCAACUGUUAGUGGUAUUAUAACAAAGCAACUGGGAACAACAGCAACAACUGGUAGGCCACGUAAAAUGACAGAGCGGGGUCAGCUUAUGCUGAAGCGCACAGUUUACAGAAAUUGCCAACUGUCUGCAGAGUAAAUAG
This is a messenger RNA of Staurois parvus, 385 nucleotides long. NCBI's taxonomy places the organism in Eukaryota, Metazoa, Chordata, Amphibia, Anura, Ranidae. The record is from the annotation of a GenBank genome assembly.